Messenger RNA from Arvicola amphibius (Eurasian water vole), 705 nucleotides. It is a transcript of the gene Bpifa2, whose product is annotated as BPI fold containing family A member 2. The transcript is spliced from 8 exons. Gene Ontology annotation, molecular function: lipid binding. The record is from RefSeq and is a predicted model, not a curated record. NCBI's taxonomy places the organism in Eukaryota, Metazoa, Chordata, Mammalia, Rodentia, Cricetidae.
AUGUUCCAACUUGGGAGCCUUGUUGUCCUCUGCGGUCUGCUCAUUGGGACCUCAGACUCACUUUUGGGUGACUUAGGAAAUGUUGUGAAGGAUUUGGACGUUGCAAAUUCUGUUGGAGGUGAGUCAAUAUAGGUUCCAUCUCUAGAUGUGGGAUCACUUCAGCAAACCACGGAUUGGGCAUUAGCCAAGAGCAACAUUCUAGGAGCUUUGAACGCAUUGGACCUUAGCAAAUUAAACCCCUUUUCAUCUCAGAAUGGUUACGGGUUGCGAAUUAACAAACUCAGCUUCCUGAACUUGCAAGCUGAACCAUCUUCCAACCUCCAAGGCAUCGAUCUGAAGCUUCCCCUGGUUUUGGAUGCCUCUAUGACUCUGCCUAUCAUUGGAUCCAUGGUUGACGUCUCUGUUUCCUUGGACCUUGCAACUUCACUCGGUGUUCAAACCGAUGCCCAGACUGGCCUUCCCAAGCUGAGCAUAGGGCAAUGCUCAAGUGAUACUGACAAUAUCUCCAUUUCCUUGUUGGGCAGACGAAGCACCCUUGUCAACAGAAUAUUGGAUAGUGUCUCUGGCCUCCUUUCAAAGACAGUGACCAGUGUGCUGCAAAACCAAAUAUGUCCAGUGAUCGAGUUCUUAUUCAGCCAACUGAAUGUAAAUCUUACUCAAGACCUCCUCUCUACACUGACAGGACAGUUGCCAGUCUCCAUCUGA